Messenger RNA from Hydatigera taeniaeformis, 2070 nucleotides. NCBI's taxonomy places the organism in Eukaryota, Metazoa, Platyhelminthes, Cestoda, Cyclophyllidea, Taeniidae. The record is from the annotation of a GenBank genome assembly.
AUGGCUGACCAGAUCGUAUCCGAGGACGCUACGUCUGUUAUCAUGAAUCCCGAUGGAACCUACUCUGCUGUGCCAUACGCAGCCACUGGGGACACCGGCCAGGUCUACCUAUCUUUGAACGAUUUAGGAAUCCAAAACGACGGCGAAGAUAUGGUGCUGAUAGCCGCUGACGACAACCUAGACAUGGCUACCCUCGAAAGCUUGAUCGCCUCUGGAGCUGUCACAACCGUUACUGGGGAAGGGGGCACGGAAUUUGUCCAGCUGGCCGAUCAGACCCUUGUUGAUGGAACACAAAUAAUAGAAGUGUCUCCCGAGCAGAUGCAAUUCUACGACCCCGCAACUAAAACUUAUUAUGGCGCUCCAGGGAUUGUUUCUGGUUCUGGUGGAAUUUUGACGAUGGCUGGAGCUCAACCUGGUGGAAUAACUUAUAGAUGUCCUUCUUGUCCUGCUGUUUACUCAAAUGCUAAUGCCUUCACCAAGCACAUGCGCGAAAAGCAUUUUGUCAAAGUCUACACAUGUCGUCAAUGCGAAGAAUUCUUUGAGACACUAAGCCAACUUUUUUUACAUGCCCGAAGAUGCCACGUUGAUCCUAAAAAGCCCAAACGAAAUCCGGCAAACUACAAGUUUCAUUGCGAUCAAUGCAACUACAUGACUAACAACGGUGGCACCAUGGAGCACCAUAAAAGGGCACACACGGGUGAGAAGCCAUUUGUUUGUGAUGUUUGCAAUAAACGAUUUGCACAAAAGGCUAACAUGAAAACGCAUCGUAAUCGUCACAUAUAUCGGGAUAAAAUUUUCCGAUGCGAUACGUGCAACAAAGCCUUUUCGUCUUAUGACAUUUAUUUGGCUCACCUGAGAACUCGGGAACAUGAACUGCGUGAACAUUUUGCCAUGAUGGCCUCUUCACAGUUGUCUCUAGAAUGUCUGGGAUGUUCAUUGACUUUCGACAGUAUCUAUAACCUCAAUAAGCACACAAGGAGCUGUCGCAUCGUGCGUACUCUUCAAACUAAGUUUCGUUGUUUGCCGUGUAAUGCUUACGUCAGUGAUGUGGCCUCUCUAAAAGCUCAUGUCAAGGCGCAUGAAGGUAGCCAAAUCAUCUCCUGUCCUGUGUGCGGAGAACGAGGUUUUCCAGGAUUUAACCAGCUCAAUCAUCACAUCACUCGGGCUCACGCUCUUAAGGUGAACCGCCGUCACGUCUGCCGAUACUGCGAGUCCACUUUUGAGAUGAAAAAGGACCUGGACACUCACAUUCGUAGUAUGCAUGCGGAAGAACGAAAUGCACGACAGUCUAGAGGUGCUGUUGGCCGAUUAAAGUGUCGGUAUAGCCAAUGCGAGUUUACUACCAACUCGAUUAUGCUGCUGGAUCGUCACCAUGAUCAGCACAGGCGCCAGGAGGAGGAUGGGGAGGAUAGUGUUUCACUCCCCCCAGCUCGCUAUGUAUCCAGCACCAAACGCAGGCGUCUCCGUGGCAGUAAGUUCGACUCACUCUAUGGAGAAGAAGAGGAUGACGAGGCGGGAGAGUUUGCUGAAGGCGAGGAGGAUUUCGAAGUAGAGGAAGAGGUGGAUGAUGACUUAGCUCCUGUUGAAGAUGGAACAAAUGUCACUCGUCGGACAAUCACGCUGAUCAAAGCAGCACCGCACAAAAUUGUGGAGGGGCGUGGUGAACAAGUGGGAGGUGGAGAUGAUGAGGCUUUAAGACCGUUAGCCGAGACACUGUCUUCCACCGCUAUGGGAAAUUCAGGUUCCGCUUUAGCAGCCACAAGGAGGUCUGCAGUCACGCCGAGCAGACACCUUCCCAUAGCUCCUUCUAGUCGUCGUAUCACUCGUGCUCGCCGCCUACCUGCGUGGUACAAGGACUACGACACGGACUAUAUUGGAACAGGUGAGGAGUCUCCCACCGUUGAAGCCACCAUCAAAUCUCGACUCCCAGCAGGCAUUGAACUGACCGACCCAACUGCUGCCGGGGGGGAGGAUGGAGUGCCAACUGAAGAGUGGAACGUCGUCGUGUACGACGAUGAAGAACCCAUUGAAAGGUCGGAUGACAAGGAUGAGGGAGAGGUUGCCGCCUAA